Gadus macrocephalus (Pacific cod) is the source of this 1802-nucleotide messenger RNA. RefSeq names its product tumor necrosis factor, alpha-induced protein 1 (endothelial) (gene tnfaip1). Gene Ontology annotation, biological process: negative regulation of Rho protein signal transduction; proteasome-mediated ubiquitin-dependent protein catabolic process; protein ubiquitination. The transcript has 8 exons. Gene Ontology annotation, molecular function: ubiquitin-protein transferase activity; protein binding. NCBI's taxonomy places the organism in Eukaryota, Metazoa, Chordata, Actinopteri, Gadiformes, Gadidae. Gene Ontology annotation, cellular component: Cul3-RING ubiquitin ligase complex. The record is from RefSeq and is a predicted model, not a curated record. The coding region runs from base 132 to 1352 and encodes 406 amino acids.
GUAACCAACGCUGGGUAACCUAAAAGAAGAAGAUACUCACGUUGGCUAAUGGCUAGUCAGUGGGCUGAUGUAUAAUUUUUAGCUAAAGACAUUAUUUUAAUAACUGGCAUACUUCAGACCAAAUAGUAUUUAUGUUUGCGAGCCCUUACUGUUAUAAAGUGUGCCGUUUUCGAACAAGAAGAGAAAUAACACAUCAAGUCUGGCCACAUUCCAUUCCUUGUAAAGGGAUACACCAUAAAGAGAUAUCAGUAGGGGUAGGUGACAUCCUCCCUUGCCUUGUAACAUAUGAGCUGGACUGGGGAGAGGCUGUGGCGGCCUCCCCAGUAGCCGGCACCACGGCGGGGGACCUGCGGACUUCGGUCUGCAGGGUGGUCAUCUACCUCCGAAAAGAUAUGUCCGGUGCCAGCGCUCUACACGCGCCGCAGUCUCUGGAUGACCCUCCUCUAGCCUGCCCCAAGACCAAGACCUGCACCAGCCGCACUGCGGUGGGCCCUGGGAAGUAUGUCAGACUAAAUGUGGGAGGAACCCUGUUUUACACUACACUGGAGGUGCUGACCAGACAGGACUCCAUGCUGAAAGCCAUGUUCAGUGGAAAGCAGGAAGUGUUUACCGAUAGAGAAGGCUGGAUCCUGAUUGACCGCAGUGGGAAGCACUUUGGCAGCAUCCUGGGCUACCUGCGGGAGGGCGCGGUUACUCUGCCCAAAGGCCACCAAGCUGUCCUGGAGUUGUUAGCGGAGGCCAAGUUCUACCUCCUACAGGGCCUGGAGGAGCUGUGCCAAAGCAGUCUGCAGGAAAACGAAGAGCAGGCACAGUGUGUCAUACCUGUAAUCACUUCUAUGAAGGAGGAAGAGAGGCUCAUAGAGGCAUGUACCAAGCCUGUGGUUAAGUUGGUGUACAACAGAAGCAAUAACAAGUACUCGUAUACCAGCACCUCGGACGACAACAUGCUGAAGAACAUCGAGCUGUUCGACAGACUGUCCAUGCGCUACAACGGUCGCAUCCUCUUCAUCAAGGACGUUAUCGGAGACGAGAUCUGCUGCUGGUCCUUUUACGGCCAGAGCCGCAAGCUGGCCGAGGUGUGCUGCACCUCCAUCCUCUACGCCACGGAGAAGAAGCAGACCAAGGUGGAGUUCCCGGAUGCGCGGAUUUACGAGGAGACCCUGAACACCCUCCUGUACGAGACCGCCCCCGCCCCCGACCACACCCUCCUGGAGGCCACCCGCCGAUGCCACGCCCCCUGCGGCUCCCAGAGCGAGGAGGACGACGCGCCGGGGAUGGAGCUUCGCGAGCGAGUCCGGCGUACCCACGUCAAGCGGUACAGCACCUAUGACGACCGGCCGCUAGGACACUGAAGCCGUCACUGUGGCGCGCACACACACACACACACACACACACACACACACACACACACACACACACACACACACACACACACACACACACACACACACACACACACACACUUGCCUUUCUUCCAGUUGCAAAAAUCAGGUCCUGCACCACUGUGUGCAAUAGUACAAAAUAAUAACAAUUUAACAAAGCUAAAAUCAAACCUUUUUACAAAAUAUAUUGAGGCCGCAUGGCAUUGUCGACAUUAUUAUAACCCCAAUGUAUUUAUUUAAUUUGGAGGUUUCAAAAUUGCUGCUUCCAAUUGCUUAAACCUUGUGAGUCUAGGGUUAUGAUCUGAUGCUAAUAUGCACUUUGGUGUCAAAAAAUGCGGAGGUUUGCAAUCAUGUUCUAGUGCAACCGAUUCUAGUGCGUGGCAAGAUUUGUGAAUGAAUAAAGAGUUUCAUAUGAAUUAA